AGCGCCCGCCCCGGCCUGAGCCGCCAUGUAACCGGCGCCGCCCGGAGCCCCAGCUGCGCGGGCCCAUCAACUAAUCGGCCAUGGGGGACGAAGAUGAGGAGGAGGGCUGUGAGGUGGAGCUUCGGAUCACAGAAGCCAAUCUGACCGGGCAUGAGGAGAAGGUGAGCGUGGAGAACUUCGAGCUGCUCAAGGUGCUGGGCACGGGAGCCUACGGGAAGGUGUUCCUGGUGCGGAAGGCAGGCGGGCACGAUGCGGGGAAGCUAUAUGCCAUGAAGGUGCUGCGCAAGGCGGCGCUGGUACAGCGUGCCAAGACACAGGAGCACACGCGCACAGAGCGCUCUGUACUAGAGCUGGUGCGCCAGGCGCCCUUCCUGGUCACGCUGCACUACGCCUUCCAGACGGAUGCCAAGCUGCACCUCAUCCUGGACUACGUGAAUGGUGGCGAGAUGUUCACCCACCUUUAUCAGCGCCAGUACUUCAAAGAGGCCGAGGUGCGUGUGUACGGCGGUGAGAUCGUGCUGGCUCUAGAACACCUGCAUAAGCUGGGCAUUAUCUAUCGAGACCUAAAGCUGGAGAAUGUGCUGCUGGACUCAGAGGGCCACAUUGUCCUCACAGACUUUGGGCUGAGCAAGGAGUUCCUGACAGAGGAGAAAGAGCGGACCUUCUCCUUCUGUGGCACCAUCGAGUACAUGGCCCCUGAGAUUAUCCGAAGCAAGGCAGGACAUGGCAAGGCUGUGGACUGGUGGAGCCUGGGCAUCCUGCUCUUCGAGCUGCUGACAGGCGCCUCACCCUUUACGCUGGAGGGCGAGAGGAACACACAGGCUGAGGUGUCGCGACGGAUCCUGAAGUGCUCCCCUCCCUUCCCUUCCCGGAUUGGGCCUGUGGCACAGGACCUGCUGCGACGGCUGAUGUGCAAGGACCCAAAGAAGCGGCUGGGCGCAGGUCCCCAGGGGGCACAGGAUGUAAAGAACCACCCUUUCUUCCAGGGUCUGGAUUGGACUGCUCUGGCUGCCAGGAAGAUUCCAGCCCCAUUUCAGCCCCAGAUUCGCUCAGAGCUGGAUGUGGGCAACUUUGCAGAGGAAUUUACUCGGCUGGAGCCUGUGUAUUCACCCCCUGGAAGCCCCCCAACUGGGGACCCUCGAAUCUUUCAGGGAUACUCCUUUGUGGCACCCUCCAUUCUUUUUGACCACAACAAUGCGGUGAUGACUGAUGUGCUGGAAGCGCCUGGUGCUGGAGACCGGCCAGGCCGGGCAGCGGUGGCCAGGAGUGCCAUGAUGCAGGACUCACCCUUCUUUCAGCAGUAUGAGCUGGACCUUCGGGAGCCUGCACUGGGCCAGGGUAGUUUUUCUGUGUGUCGCCGCUGCCGCCAGCGCCAAAGUGGCCAGGAGUUUGCAGUCAAGAUCCUUAGCCGCAGGCUGGAGGCAAACACACAGCGUGAAGUGGCUGCACUGCGGCUGUGCCAGACUCACCCCAAUGUGGUGACCCUGCAUGAAGUGCAUCAUGACCAGCUGCACACCUACCUGGUCCUGGAGCUGCUGCGGGGUGGGGAACUGCUGGAACACAUUCGCAAAAAGCGGCACUUUAGCGAGUCUGAGGCCAGCCAGAUCCUGCGCAGCCUUGUGUCAGCUGUCAGCUUCAUGCACGAGGAAGCUGGUGUGGUGCACCGAGACCUCAAGCCUGAGAACAUCCUAUAUGCCGAUGACACACCUGGGGCGCCGGUCAAGAUCAUUGACUUUGGCUUUGCGCGGCUUCGGCCACAGAGCCCUGCUGGGCCCAUGCAGACACCCUGCUUCACACUGCAGUAUGCAGCCCCCGAGCUGCUGGCACAGGGUGGCUACGAUGAGUCCUGUGAUCUCUGGAGCCUGGGUGUCAUUCUGUACAUGAUGCUGUCGGGACAGGUCCCCUUCCAAGGGGCUUCAGGCCAGGGCGGACAGAGCCAGGCAGCGGAGAUUAUGUGCAAGAUCCGAGAGGGCCGAUUCUCCCUCGCAGGGGAAGCCUGGCAGGGCGUGUCAGAGGAGGCUAAGGAGCUAGUUCGAGGACUUCUCACUGUGGAUCCCGCCAAGCGGCUGAAGCUGGAGGGGCUGCGGGGCAGCUCGUGGCUUCAGGACGGCAGCGCGCGCUCCUCACCCCCGCUGCGCACGCCGGACGUGCUGGAGUCCUCUGGGCCCGCAGUGCGCUCAGGGCUCAACGCCACCUUCCUGGCUUUCAACCGAGGCAAGAGAGAAGGCUUCUUCCUGAAGAGCGUGGAGAACGCGCCGCUGGCCAAGCGCCGCAAGCAGAAGCUGCGCAGCGCCGCCGCUGCCCGUCGAGGCUCCCCUGUGCCCGCUGCUGCCAAGGGGGCCACCCGCCGAGCCAAUGGCCCCCUGCCCCCCUCCUAGCCCCUGCCACUGGGGCCUGCCCGGGUCAAGGAGUUGCCUUCCUGCCUCCCCACCCACUCCCCGACAAAGCAGAAGUAUUUUUAUAAGCAGAGCAUUUUUUGUUUGUUUUUUAAUGUCUUACCAGGUAGUUAGGGCUGCAGGGAAGGAGGGACCUGCUGGAGAGUGCAUGUGGGGGGCCCAUGGGGCGGGAGACCCCUCUUAGGGGGCAGCACCAUCAGAAGGGCUCCUCCCGCCUCCUAGCCCUGCCGACUUGCCACGGAAAGAAACUGGGACUACUCCCGCGUUCUCUGAGGCCUUGCUCCUUGGAAGGGGACGCCCCGCAAGCCGUCACUUUAUGGACUGUUUGUGCAAUUAUGUCCACCAAAGACCUGUGUGGGGUUAAGCAAGACACCCUGGGGGCUCCUGGAGCGUUUCUGGCUCACUAUGUCCCCUGCUUCUCCCCUGUGGGGGCUAAGAAGGGAGGCCCUUAAAAGGGGAGGCCCCUUUGUCUCCCACCCACUUCUUUGGCACAGCUGCUCCUGGCCAGGGGUGGGGCCUUGGGGGCCUGGGCAGGACACCCACCACUCACUGCCCCAGCCCAUCCAGGCUGUGCCUUUGACUUUGAAAUAAAAGUCUACCCAGUG
Messenger RNA from Octodon degus (degu), 3001 nucleotides. RefSeq names its product ribosomal protein S6 kinase A4 (gene Rps6ka4). Gene Ontology annotation, molecular function: protein serine/threonine kinase activity; magnesium ion binding; ATP binding. Gene Ontology annotation, biological process: intracellular signal transduction; protein phosphorylation; regulation of DNA-templated transcription. Lineage: Eukaryota; Metazoa; Chordata; Mammalia; Rodentia; Octodontidae. The record is from RefSeq and is a predicted model, not a curated record. The transcript has 17 exons. The coding region runs from base 81 to 2378 and encodes 765 amino acids.